Messenger RNA from Dothidotthia symphoricarpi CBS 119687, 1509 nucleotides. RefSeq lists its product as uncharacterized. Lineage: Eukaryota; Fungi; Ascomycota; Dothideomycetes; Pleosporales; Dothidotthiaceae. Bases 495 to 1178 code for a protein of 227 amino acids. The transcript has a single exon. The record is from RefSeq and is a predicted model, not a curated record.
UGCGCGUCUGCUGGGCUAUCACGCCUUUGCAUUAACAUAAGUACUGCAUGCUUCCUCUUAACUAUGGUUAUCGAUCGAUGAUACUCGGCUACCUCACUCCAGUAUCCAGAUACCCUAACCUUCCCACCGCUUCCUAUUGCCUCUUCUCUCUUCCCUCCCAACAGGCAACACUCUCAUAGCCUCUUCAGGUUUCAUCGCCCUCCCAUGGUAUGACUCUAAAAAAUAUAUCCUGCGCCCGCAUCACACAUAUAAGUCCCACGAGGCCCGCAUGACAACUGGCGAAACUACAAAAAAAUCUCCCAGUCGCGGCAGCAUUUCUUUGCUUGCCGAAAAGUGUUCCCACGCUGUUUGCUCGUUUAGCUGGUCGUGAUUCAGCAAGGGAGAAACGGAUUCUGAAUAACAUCACUACCAUCAAGAUCGAGCCAAGCCCCAAACCAUCACCACCUGUCCGCCGCUCUUCCCGCCUUCAAACUCUCAAGAAUAUCAUCACAGCAAUGCCAUCCUACUUGCGGAGCCCCCAUAGGUCCUUCUCAUUUCCACCAUGCAUUGAUGGUGUUGACAUCCAAGACUCGAGCGAGGACGGUCUCCCAGAUAUCGACGAGGAACCAUUUGCUCACUUCCUUACCCCACUCUCUGAGGAAGAUGACCCAUACGACCCUUUCUCCUUCAACGCAGGCAUCAUCAGCCAGAGUGGGCCACGCACAAACAAGGUCACCAAGUUCAAGUCUAACGUCGCCGACAAAUGGGCUCGAUACGUCAAACAAGAUCAUGCUCCACUCCAUGAGCAGUACCAUAGCCCUGCCUAUCCCGAAGAUGACGAAGAAGAAUCGUUCAUGAGCCUCGAUGACGAUCGCUUGUAUGAUGCGCCGCAAGCCGUGACGCAUAUCACUUCACCAAGGAUCACCAUCACUGAGCCUUCUCGAGGCCGCGACCAAGAUCUCAUAUCUCGCAAGGUGCAGAAUCGUCGCCGGUAUUCAAGAACCUUAUCUGGGCAUCGACACUCAUGGAGAGAACCCAGUCCCGAACUAUUCACCGUGGACGAGUCAGAAGAGGAAGAGACGCCUGUAGUCAGACGCCAAAAGACAAGAAAGGCCAAGGAUGGCGCGGACCGCCGGAGGUCAUCAACGAGAUCAAGAUCAAGAAUGAGGGGAGACCUGAGUGAGAGGGCCAAGCUAUGAGAAGGGGGUGCAUUCGCUUGGGACAUGCCUCUGAUGGAGAAACAAGAGACUGGUUGCAAGGUGGAGAAUAUGGGAGCAUUUGCAUUGGGCGGUGUCAGGGUGUCAUCAUUUUCAUCGUAACUGCAUUUCAGGGCGUUCGUGGCUGCGAUUGCAUCGCAUCGCAUAGCAUUGCUGGCGUUAUUAGUGUCUUUCUUACUUAUCUAGCAUUUCAUGGCGUUUCUGGCAUUGCCCGAUUUGGUAUACUUCGGCCGAAGCAUUAGGGCGGCGUUGGGAAAUGGGCAUUUACACGGUACAGGUGUUGCAUCGAUCUCAGAGCAAGAAUAUAUCACAU